Molecule: messenger RNA, 1236 nt
Organism: Eutrema salsugineum
Lineage: Eukaryota; Viridiplantae; Streptophyta; Magnoliopsida; Brassicales; Brassicaceae
Exons: 1
Coding region: 95-1024 (309 amino acids)
Source: RefSeq, a predicted model, not a curated record
UGAAUCCUCUUCUUCUACUUUCUCAAAUCUCAACCAUUCUUCUCUCAACAAAAUUCAAAAAACCCCUAAUUACUGUUUUCUCUCCUUUACAGCUAUGGAGGUUCCGGUGAUUAAUAGAAUAAGAGAUUUCGAAGUCGGUAUAAACUCCAUUAACGAUCCUUCGUUUCUCUCUAGAUCCGUCGCUGUUUCCGGAUUCGGAAAGCUACACCAAGCUUACGGUUUCUGGAAAUGGGGAGCUUUGAUUAUCGCUUUCUUAGCUUAUUUCACAAAUUUCGUCGCUAGAAUCAAGAGUUUAGUUUCUAGGUUAAGAAAAAUAGAUGUCUCGAUAACUUCCCCGACUCUUUUCGAUGAUUUCGAUAGCGAUUCCGAUAUUUCGUGUUCUUCGUCGCUGGCUUCUUCAGAUGACGAAGACGAGGAAGACGAAGAAGACGAGGAUGAAGAAGAAGAUGUUGACUCGAUCUAUAACCGGGGAAUGGUCAACGGAGGUUUCCGCGUGAAAGGAUCAGAUUAUUACAAUGAGGGGCAAAACGGGAAUUUCACAUGUUUCGGUGGCAGUUUCGGAGAUCUGUUCUCGUGGCCGGAUCUCGCCGGGAUCGGAUCCAGCGGAGUCGUGAAGCUUUGGGAUCAUCUGGAUAUCGACGGCGACGGAGACGGCGACGAUGAUAGCCGGAAUGUGGUGUCGUCGUUUCUCAGGAAUUGCGGUUCUUCUUCGUCGUCGUUUUUUCUGACGGCGGAGAAGAAAGGAACCGACGGCGUUAAAGUCGAGGCGUGCGAUCCACGCGCCGGGUUUCGUAUGCCGGCGUUGCUGGCGGAGUGGAAACAGCCGGGGAGGUUGCUCGGGAAUAUAAUCGGAGUCGACGUCGGAGGCGUGGAGAAGAUCUACGUCAGGGAUGACGUCAGCGGGAAAAUCGCGGUGGGGGAUCUGAGGAGGUUUAACGGCGCGUUGACGGAAUCAGACGGUGAGACUUGGUGGGACGCUGACGUCGUUAUCGGGGGUGACGGUUUCGUUGACGAGAGGCGUUAAAUGAUUUUUUUUAAUGAGAUUUGUUGAUUGGGACGGUUGCGUCUAUAAAUGUAAGGACGGCGAAAGAUUCAACGCGAAAAUGUUGAAAACGCGAGAAGGACGAACAUUUUGUAAAUAAAUUUGUCUGUUUUUGCUUCUCUUCGUAAAUUUUUAUAUUUCGAAAUAUAAUUUCGAAUAAAUAAAACCAGCCUUUAGGCUGAGGUUAUUUAAUA